Messenger RNA from Microtus ochrogaster (prairie vole), 708 nucleotides. RefSeq names its product nicotinamide riboside kinase 2 (gene Nmrk2). The record is from RefSeq and is a predicted model, not a curated record. Lineage: Eukaryota; Metazoa; Chordata; Mammalia; Rodentia; Cricetidae.
CUCGCACAACGCAGACACACGUGCACGCACACAUGCGCACACACACGCACACCACCCUACUAGGCAGGAGCAGCACAGUGGGAGAGCCUGCUCUGGUCACGGGGCCCUGGCGUCACCCCCUCGACCUCACACAUGCACCCUUGCAGCAUGACCAACGGCGGGAAGAGCACCUUGACCAACCGCCUCCACAAAGCGCUACCCAACUGCUGCGUGAUCCACCAGGAUGACUUCUUCAAGCCCCAGGAUCAAAUAGCGGUUGGGGAGGAUGGCUUCAAACAAUGGGACGUGCUCGAGUCCCUGGACAUGGAGGCCAUGCUCAGCACAGUGCGCGCCUGGGUGAAGGACCCACGCAAGUUCGCGCGCGCUCACGGCGUCAGCCUCCAGCCCAGCGCCUCAGACACCCACAUUCUCCUCCUGGACGGCUUCCUACUGUACAGCUACAAGCCCCUGGUGGACAUGUACAGCCAUCGCUACUUCCUGACUGUCCCGUAUGAGGAAUGCAAGCGGAGAAGGAGUAACCGUAGUUACAUGGUCCCUGAUCCCCCUGGCCUCUUUGAUGGUCACGUGUGGCCCAUGUACCAGAAGUAUAAACGGGAGAUGGAGCAGGACGGAGUGGAAGUGGUCUACUUAGAUGGCACGAAGUCCCGUGAGGAACUCUUCAGGCAGGUUCUGGAGGACGUUCAAAACAGGCUGCUGAACCGGUCCUAG